This is a messenger RNA of Panicum virgatum (switchgrass), 501 nucleotides long. RefSeq names its product keratin-associated protein 10-6-like. Lineage: Eukaryota; Viridiplantae; Streptophyta; Magnoliopsida; Poales; Poaceae. The record is from RefSeq and is a predicted model, not a curated record. The transcript has a single exon. Bases 1 to 501 code for a protein of 166 amino acids.
AUGGCCUCCAGUUGUGGUGUUGCUGCCCUUCUUAAGGGGGCCAUGGUCGUCGCCGUGUGGGUCGUGCUGCUCCAUUCUUCGACGGGGCAGCAGCAGCCAGUGCCAGCGCCAGAACCAGCGCCGGCAUCACCGCCACCACCACCGGACUGCUCCAACUGCUCUUCGAUCUGCACUCCGUCGUGCGAAGAGAUAGUCGCCGGCAAUACUGCCAGCUUCUGCAGAGAAACGGUUGUUCCAAAUGCCUACAGAGGGUGCCUGGAGUACUGCGCUAACACGACCUGCAGCGGCGGCAACACCCAUGGCGCCUGCUGCAGCAUCGGCACCUGCACGCCCCAGCACUGCGGCAACGACCCCUGUGUCCAGGAUUGCUGCAAAUCCUGCACUGCCACAGCUAACGCUGCGUACGACGACUGCAAGCUCGGAAACAUGGGGGGCAGCAACAUGCACGGCUGCAUGGAUGGCUGCAUGAGCAGCUGCAAGGAGUUCUGCAUCACUCACUGA